AUGGCACCAUUGCCAGCCACCUACAUAGAGAUAUGCAAUACUAUCAGGCUGACGGGUGUGCCUGCAGAUGCAAUCAGUGAAAAGUUCUUGAAGACGUACUUCCCUGAAUCGAAGACUGCAGAAGGCAAAGCUGCCAUCUCUUCCUUCCACCAAUUUCCAGAUGAAUCGUUGAGUGAGGCACUUGAAAGAUUCAUAGGUUUAUUGCGAGAGACUCUCACUCAUGAUUUUUCAGAACUAAUACAACUCAACAUAUUCAUAGAUGGGUUGAGACCACAAUCUAAGCAGCUCUUGGAUGCUUCAGCUGGGGGUAAGACCAAAAUGAAGACCCCCGAGGAAGCAAUGGACUUAAUUGAAAGCAUGGCUGCUUGUGACAUUGUCAUUCUGAGAGACCGAGCCCACAUUCCUACUAUGAAGAGCUUAUUGGAUCUAACCUCACAGGACGCUCUGUAG
Messenger RNA from Glycine soja, 450 nucleotides. RefSeq lists its product as uncharacterized. The transcript has 3 exons. The record is from RefSeq and is a predicted model, not a curated record. The coding region runs from base 1 to 450 and encodes 149 amino acids. NCBI's taxonomy places the organism in Eukaryota, Viridiplantae, Streptophyta, Magnoliopsida, Fabales, Fabaceae.